AUGUCAUGGCCCCUAUGGUGGCGACUGAUAAUGAUGGGCAAUCUGUCCUUCUUCGUCAUGAUGGGUCAAGUCCUCGGUGCUUCCAUCCCACCCAUGCUUCUUCCACUGGUGAAGGACAUGCAUGUGAGCAGUACCAAAAUCUCUCAGCUCGCAAGUUGGGGCACACUUUGCAUCGGACUCGGAAAUAUCUGGGCACUCCCCACCGUCGCAUACAUCGGUAGUCGCUAUACCAUCCUCAUCGGUCUCGCAGUGUUCACCGCUGGCUUCUUUUGGCAGGCCCGCGCUCAAUCCUACGAAUCUCUACUCGCAGCCCGUGUCAUCGGCGGGUUAGGCGGUGGUGUUGUUGAGGCACUCGGUCCAGUCGUCGUGGUGCUCUUAUUUCCACGCGAGUACGUCGCCAGAGCCAUGAGCGUAUAUUCAUGGGCUUUGGGUGCAGGUGCUGUCUUUGGCCCUCUGAUCACUGGCUACGCAGUCGAUAAUCUUGGCAGCUGGAGGUAUCCGAACUACAUCUUUGGUGGCAUCUGUGCGCUCAACCUUGUCGUCAUGAUAUUGAUGUUUCCCGAGCCUCUUACCAAUAUUCGAGUCCCCGGCGACCCCGAACCCUCCAAUAUUUCCUUCGAAUCGGUCGAUGAAGAGCAAGUUGGUGAGCCAAAGGAACCCUCGGAUGAGGUUGGUGAUGCACAGCAGUUCGAGACUCGCCCACCGUCAAUGGCCACGUUCGAGCCAUGCAAACCCGGUGCACUCUGGUUCAGACGGUCGUUCUUUCUAACCCUUAAGCACAACCAUCCACCGCCAAACUUCUUCUAUCUUGUCGUGGAGCCAUUCGAAAUACUCGUUUCUCCUGCUGUCAUCGUCACCGUCCUGCUCUUUGGCUUGUCCAUCGCAGGCACCAUUGCCACUUCGGUCCUUGUCUCCAUCACCUUCUCUCAGCCCCCGUGGCUCUGGACAUCUGGCCAAGUUGGCCUCUACAAUGUUGCUCCCCUCUUGGGCCUACUGGCCGGUAUGCCGUUUGGUGGUGCGGGGGCGGAUUGGCUAGCUGAGAGACACUUGCGACGCCAUGGCGAGUUCAAGCCCGAGUCAAUUCUGCCUAUCCUUUUACCAUUCGCCAUUGCAACUCCGAUAGCUACGACACUCAUAGGUGUUGGAUUCCAGCGCGGUUGGCACUGGGCUGUCGUUGGGCUCUUUUGGGCCAUUCUCAAUGCCAAUCUUACGGGAGGCUGUAACGUUAUGAUAUCGUAUUGCACUGAGAGCUACCCCAAGAAGGCCAUUCAGAUUGGUGUCGUGGUUAAUGUUAUCAAGAAUGUUAUUGGCUUUGGUGUAUCUUACAGCACUUUGGAUUGGUGGAUGAAGGAUAAGUACUUCAUGUUCUUGACUGUUGCACUGGUCAUUUUUGUGCUCUUUAUCGCUGCAGUCCCGUUGUGGAUUAGUGGACCGAGCAUUACUCGCAAGACAAAGACAUGGGUGAGGUAUGAGGAGGAGUAG
Messenger RNA from Fusarium verticillioides 7600, 1482 nucleotides. RefSeq lists its product as hypothetical. The coding region runs from base 1 to 1482 and encodes 493 amino acids. Gene Ontology annotation, molecular function: transmembrane transporter activity. The record is from RefSeq and is a predicted model, not a curated record. Gene Ontology annotation, biological process: transmembrane transport. NCBI's taxonomy places the organism in Eukaryota, Fungi, Ascomycota, Sordariomycetes, Hypocreales, Nectriaceae. The transcript has 3 exons.